Messenger RNA from Clunio marinus, 3404 nucleotides. NCBI's taxonomy places the organism in Eukaryota, Metazoa, Arthropoda, Insecta, Diptera, Chironomidae. The record is from the annotation of a GenBank genome assembly.
AUGCGGCAACUUUGGAAACGAAAUAUUUCAGUUCGACCCGAAUUCGAGCCUCACAGUGUAAUUAAAGUGAUUUCGAAAUUAAAAGUAAAUGAAAACUCACACGAUGAGAAGAUUUCUAAAAAAAACUCGUCUGAAAAGAAAAUUGCAAGGGAAAACAUUCCUGAAAACAUCAACGAAAUGGGAAUUCAAAUGAUAUCAAGACAUUUGUUUAAUCAAAUAUUUAAGAAAACAAAUAAUACAAAAAUCGGCAGCGAAUAUAUUGACAAAUAUAGAAAAGAACUCGAACGGCAUGGAAUAAAAAAUAUUGAAAAUGUACAAGUUGAAGAUGUGAAGCUCAAUCUUCCCAAACUCAGGGGAGAAAAUAUUGAAGAACACUUUCAAAUCAUUGCCAAAGAACAAGUUGAACCAUAUCAAAAAUUAGUUUCACAAAUUGUUAACUCAACGCUUCCAGAAAUGCCAAAAGAAUGGUCCUUCACUCCUGGUUGGACACGUUACGAUCCUGUAAAAGGACCACAGUCAAUCUUACAUCCUGAAGAAACUGCACUCGUGUUUGAUGUUGAAGUUUUAGUUCCUGUUUCGCAAGCCCCUGUUAUAGCAUGUGCUGUAGGCUCUAAAUAUUGGUAUUCCUGGACCAGUAAGAAGUUAACAAAUCCUUCUAGACAUGACACAAAGAACAAGAAAGUGUCAACUGAAGAUAUGAUUCCACUUGAAUCAAAUUCCGAAGAUGUUUCGUUUAAUUUAAGUGAAAAAUUUCGAACUCCUCGAAUAAUCAUUGGCCACAACGUUUCAUAUGAUCGCGCUAGAAUUAAGGAACAAUAUUGGAUUGAAAACACAGCCACACGUUUUCUCGACACGAUGUCGCUUCAUGUUUGUGUGAGUGGCAUCACAAGCUACCAGCGUGCUAUGCUUAAAGCUCAUAAAGAACUUUCAGAAGACGAUCAAAUGUGGGGAAGUUUGACUUCACUUAAUAGCCUUACAGAGGUUCAUAAUCUUUAUUGUCAAAAGGAAGAACGAUUAAGUAAAGAAAGGAGAAAUAUUUUCAUGGAAGGAACAAUGAAAGAUAUUCGUGAUGACUUUCAAAAUCUUAUGAAUUAUUGUGCCAAUGAUGUUGUAGCGACAAAUGAAGUUAUAAAAAAACUGUUUCCUAUGUUUGAAGAAAGAUUUCCACAUCCAGCUACGCUUGCUGGAAUGUUAGAAUUAGGAACCGCUUAUCUUCCAGUCAACAGCAAUUGGACACGAUACAUUAAUGAAGCUAACUUAACUUAUGAAGAUUUUGACAUCGAAUCGAAAACUCUUCUCUCACAAAGAGCUGACAAUGCUUGUCGUUUGAUGCAUAAUGAGAAAUAUAAGCAAGAUUUAUGGAUGUGGGAUCAAGAUUGGAGUCAGCAAGAUUUAAAAUUGAGAAAAGGAAAGCCGACAGUCAAAGAUUCUCAAGAUACGAAAAUAAAUUCUUCCGAUGAAAUGGAAAAUCUUUCGAAAAAGUUUGAGAAAAUAAUGAAUAAAAUGUUUUUACUUCCUGCUCGUCGUACACUUCUUCCCGGAUAUCCUUUGUGGUAUCGAAAGCUUUGUGAGAAACCAAACGAUGACAACGAAUGGAAGCCUGGACCUGUCGAUAUUGGAACUGGAAUGCAAGUUGCACCAAAGCUUUUAUCACUCUGUUGGGAAGGUUAUCCACUCCACUACAUUCGAGGCGAGGGUUGGGGCUUUCUUGUGCCAAAUAAAUCUGAAAGACCUGAUAAUGAAGAUGGAAAAAUUCCACUUGAAGCACUUGUUAAGAAAUGUCCAGUUCUUGGCGUUAAAAAUAAAGCAAGCGAAAAUGAAAGCUCUGAAGCGAUGGCAAAUCUGUGGAAAAAUGUCGAAGAGAAUUUAAGUAAGAAAAGUUAUUAUAAUAAGAAAAAGAAGAAGAAUUAUGAGGAUUUUGUUCGUGAAAGGUAUUGUGGGUCAGGCGUGUGGUGCGACAUUGAACUUGAGAAUUGUUGUUGGUUCUUUAAACUUCCACAUAAAGAUGGCAAAUCAAAGAAUGUUGGAAAUCCAUUGGCAAAAGAUUUCAUUAAUAAAUUUUCGGAAAAUGUGUUAUCGGGUGAAGGAAAAAUUCCAGAACGAAUCAUUGAAAUCGCUCGAAUGCUUUCUUAUUGGAGAAAUAACAGAGAUCGUAUUAUGGGGCAAAUUGUUUGUUGGUUGCCAUCGUCGAUACUUCCAAAGCAUCUUGCAAAUAGUGAAAUGGAGUAUGGAGCGAUAAUACCGCAAGUUGUUGUUUGUGGAACACUCACAAGACGAGCUAUGGAACCGACAUGGAUGACAGCAAGCAAUUCGAAACUUGAACGUGUUGGUUCUGAAUUACGUGGAAUGGUUCAAGCACCUGCUGGAUAUAAGAUUGUUGGUGCUGAUGUUGAUUCUCAAGAGCUUUGGAUUGCUUCAGUUUUAGGUGAUUCUGGGAUGAAAAUUCAUGGUGCGACGCCAUUUGGAUGGAUGACUUUAAGUGGAAGCAAAUCAACUGGAACUGAUCUUCACACAAUAACAGCAAAAGCCAUCGGAAUAUCAAGAGAUCAUGCUAAAGUUAUUAAUUAUGCGAGAAUAUAUGGUGCUGGUCAGAACUUCGCACAAACACUUUUGAAACAAUUCAAUCCUUCGAUAUCUGAAAGUGAAGCAAAAUCGAAAGCAAUUAAAAUGUUUUCGUUAACAAAAGGCAAGAAACUUUAUCAUCUUUUGCCUGAAUAUCACGAUGAUUAUCCAAACAAAGGAUACUCAAGCUAUGAAGCACUUCAAAUAUCGUCGAUUAAUCGUAAGAAUGUUCUUGAAAUGUUCACAAAAGCACAAUGGAGUGGUGGAAGUGAAAGUGCGAUGUUCAAUAAGUUGGAGGAAAUUGCUGAUAGUGAAUUGCCAGUCACACCAUUUCUACAUGGACGUCUCAGUCGAGCUCUUGAGCCACAAACUGGAAUUGAAGAUCGUUUUCUUCCAACGAAAAUUAAUUGGGUUGUUCAGAGUGGAGCUGUUGACUUUCUUCAUUUGAUGUUGGUUUGUAUGCGAUGGUUGAUGGGAGAUCGCAUCAAGUUCUGUCUCAGUUUUCAUGAUGAAGUUCGUUACAUUGUUAAAGAUGAAUUUGCUGAUCGUGCGGCUCUCGCUAUGCAUGUGACGAAUCUUUUAACAAGAUCAUUUUGUGUGUCACGACUUGGACUUCAAGAUCUGCCUCAAUCAAUUGCCUUCUUCACAUCGGUUGAAAUUGAUUCGAUUCUUAGAAAAGAAGCUGAAAGUGAUUGUAAGACACCAUCAAAUCAACAUGGAUUUUCAGCUGGAUAUUCAAUCAAACCUGGAGAGUCUGUUGAUAUUUAUGAAGCCAUUAAAAGAGCUGGUGAUGAUUUGUCAUCAUGGGAGUGGCAUAAGAAUUAAUAAAACUCAAUUAAUUU